Molecule: messenger RNA, 522 nt
Organism: Strongylus vulgaris
Lineage: Eukaryota; Metazoa; Nematoda; Chromadorea; Rhabditida; Strongylidae
Source: the annotation of a GenBank genome assembly
AUGCAUUGGCCAUGCCUUCAGGUAUCAAACGAGGCAAGUAGACUCUAUCCCCCUUAUUACAAGCCUUAUGUAGCAUUAAGUUCUGUUGGGGAGGGCACAAAAAAAUGCUUUUUGUUAACAGCCUUACACGCUAUCAUUGCAGCGGAAGUGAAACUUGUGAAGGCACGAGAUAGUGACUCUCGAAUUGUGGUAUCAUGUAAACACAGCGAUCAAGCUUCCCCAGAUGAUUUGGUCGCUCUCGCACAACAACUAAGCACUGCUAAUGAACUCGUGAAAACAAGAGCAUGUGAUCGUUUGAGGAGUAUAGCAGAACAAAUGGAGCAACUACAGAAGGCUGCAGUGAAAGUGCUUGAAGAGGCAAAACGAGAUGAGGAACUGCACAAUACACCUUGUAAUGUACAGAAGUAUCCUGGAAGGAUUUAUCAUUUAUACUGCAGAAGUGAUGGUUCUAGUUUCAUGUCUAAAAUUUUGUGCUAUACAGUGAUACACCUCUCUACAGUAACUUAUCGCAUAAAUGCUUAA